AGUGUCAGUGACUCCUCUGACUCCUCCUCUCGUGCCGCUCUAGGCGUGAAGGCCUUCUCCUACAGCACCAGCGGGGCCAGCCUGGUCUUCAUGCCCUACACGCUGCUGACCAGCGGCCUGGCGGUCCAGAGCCUCGCCGUGAAGGCGGCCUUCUGCGGGGUCAUCGGCUUCUUUACCUUCCUCACGCCCACCCUCCUCUACUUCAUCACCAAGGGCUACGUGGUGCGCCUGUACCACCGCCCCGACACGGACACCUACACGGCCGUCACCUACAGCCUCUUCCUCACGGAGAAGAGGAGCGUGUUCCGCCAGCGCCAGGUGAGCGUCCCCAGCGUCAGCCACAUGUUCACCAGCUUCUACGCCGACGGCCGGGGGCUGCUGGUGAACCCCGAGCUGUUCCCGCUGCCGCAGGACUACAACCACCUGAUGGGCUACGACCGGCCCUUCAGCUUCGGCCCCCCCGGGGACAGCUGACCGCGGCCAGGGGGGAGGAGCUCCAAACUCAUUGUGUCCAUAUGUUGAUCGUUCAUGUUAAUAAAUUAUAACAUCAACCUGUGAA
Molecule: messenger RNA, 559 nt
Organism: Pseudoliparis swirei
Lineage: Eukaryota; Metazoa; Chordata; Actinopteri; Perciformes; Liparidae
Gene: tmem70
Product: transmembrane protein 70
Exons: 1
Biological process (GO): mitochondrial proton-transporting ATP synthase complex assembly
Cellular component (GO): mitochondrial membrane
Source: RefSeq, a predicted model, not a curated record